Balaenoptera musculus (blue whale) is the source of this 1846-nucleotide messenger RNA. RefSeq names its product outer dense fiber of sperm tails 4 (gene ODF4). NCBI's taxonomy places the organism in Eukaryota, Metazoa, Chordata, Mammalia, Artiodactyla, Balaenopteridae. The record is from RefSeq and is a predicted model, not a curated record.
GUGCUGAGAAAAAAAGAAGGGAAAAAGGUCAAAAGAGGGGAAGGAAUGGCAACUGUGGACCAGAAGUGAGUAGAGGUGGGGGAAGUAGGGAGAAGGUUGGUGACACCCGUGGAAGGCAUUUCCAAAUGUCUCCCUGGGGACAAGCUCCUCUCCCUCCUCCUGCUUCAUCAGUGAGCACUUGGGGGUGGGGUUAGGGCAGAGGACGUGGGAAGAGAAAAGGAGACCCUCAGUGACCCCUGCUCUUAGACGAAGGGCGGCAUCAGACCCACAGUUCUGAGUUAAGGCCGCGGGAGCAGGGUUUCCAGAAAGAGUUGGAGGUGAAGCUGUGGGCCCCCUCCCCCAUUUGACGUCCCCCCACCCCAGGAAUAUUCCAUGGCAGUUAGGGGCCCUGUCCUGCUGAAUGUGUUGUUCUUUCCCAGAUCCCAGGCCCUGUGGUGGCCACUGCUCUGCCUGAUGAAAAUAUUUAAAUGAUGAAGGACAACUGACCCUGGCAAGGGAAGGGGGAGAUGGAGUGGAGGAUAGGAGAGUCAGGGGGUGCUCAAGAUGGGGACAGGGGACAUUAGGGAUGAGUUCCCUGGCUCAGGAGGAGAAAGCGAUGAGCAUCAGAAGCCUGGAAAGGGCUGGGAGGGCUGGGAAGCAGGAGGGGGUGGAGGUGAGCUGGGACGAGAUGAAGGGGUGCCGAAAUGCGUCUCCACCCCCGACAGUAACAGGCAGGUGACCAUGGGCCACCACGUGGAGCAUCGCUGGGUCUCUCCGAUGCCCCUGCAGUGGAGGAUUACACGUAGCUCUCGCUGGAUGUCGCAGGUGUUGGCCUCAGAGCUCAGCCUGAUCGCCUUCAUCCUGCUGCUGGUCAUGGUCUUCUCCAAGAAAUGGCUGUACCUCUCGAGGAUCCGUUUCUACCAGCACUGGCCCAUGAAUGUUAGCACCAAAAUCGACACGUCGGUUCACAUGAUGUCCCUGGGGCUCCUGCAGAUCUGCAAAUCCAAGAGCUGUUCCAACUCAGAGAAUGGGAAAGUUUUCUUCACUUUAUUCACCCUCAUACUGUUCCCUAUUAACGUCUGGAUCUUCGAGCUGAAGAAGAAUUUAUCAAUCCCCAUCAGCUGGAGCUAUUUCAUUGGUUGGCUGGUGUUUAUCCUAUAUGUCACCUGUGCGGCGCUCUGCUACUUCAACCAUACAAGGUCCUGGUGUCUGAUUCUGAGCCAUCCCUCUGGCACCGUGUCCUCCAGCAGCUCCGUACACCAAUCUGUGAAUGAGCAAGUAGCCUCAAACAUGGCUGUCGAUCAGGAGGAAGUCCUGGACCCUGAGUAAAAGAAGGCAUCUCUGUAAUCUUUUCUGAACUGGCGCCAAGUUCUGUCCAUUCAUUUGAAUCCCUCUCCCCAUCCUUCCCCCUGAACUCUUGAGUAGGUUGGCCCUCAUGACUGCAAGGAAUUAGAGAGGGAGGAUUUUAGGCCAGCUUUGCACACCUCUUCCUUGUUCCUGCCUUGCCUACAGCUGAGAUGAUGUGGAAUAAAUUGUCUGUCUCUUGUUUAUCACGUCCUGCAGUUGCUGAGACAAGACAAUAACUUGAAGAAGGAGAGGAAGGGAGAAAGAACAAGUUUGUUUCCCAGUUCUUCCCGCCUAUAGGGGCCCUUUGGUCCCCAAACCUGCCCAACCUCUCUCACAGCACACUGUGCACAGGCAAACACCUCUGGAGUGCUAAGCCUCUCUAAACUUUGUUUCCCCUAUCCCAGCAUUCGUUAUUAGUAGGUGGGGGAGUAAUCAGGAGAGAGAGAUAACUAAUGAACCUGCUGGUUUAUUUAUCGUGAAGGGUUCAGGGCAAAAUGGCUCCAGGGUAAGAAGCAGGAUA